UCUGGCGGAGCUCUGUUUUUCAGGGCUUCCAAGUUCCCCUGCAAGCUUCUGGCAGGAUGCUCCUUGCAAUUGUCCGCUAGCCGCAAUAGCUGUUCAGUUGCGCGUCCUCUUUUCUUAGCAAGUUGCUGUUCCGCUUUCUCCUCCGGGUUCUAGUGAGCUACAGCCAAUAUGACGUACAAUGCUGUUCCACCGCCCUCAGGGCUUUACUCUGCUCCUCAGCCGUCAAAAAGCUCUAGCACGGGCAAGAGAGUUUCUGGCGGCGGCGCUGGGGGCCAUUCGCAAGCGAGGAGGGAUGGUGGCGUGCAAGGGUCCUCAAGCAUGCAGCGGGAUGACGAGAAUGAAGAAGGCGUGUCAGGAGGCCGCAGAAAGUUUGAAUCUCCAGGUCCUUCCAGGGACACCGAGGUGGCAUCUCAAGACCAUGCACAAGGGACCAGAAAGCCAUUCCCUUCCGUUCGGAGUCCCACCCCCACCAAGCUACCCCUUCCAAGCCCUGGCCUUCUUCCCACCCCCCGAAUAAGCGGGAGGCAGACAGGGGGCAUCAGGCAGCCAGACUUUGCUCAGCACAGUUCCUCAGCUCGCAAGAAAUAUCCCCGCAAUGAAGUGGCACCUCAGGGUUUACAGAGACCGCUCCAAGCGUCGAACUCGUACGUCGCGCUAGGUAGCUCGCCCGUCUUCCGGCAGUCAGGUAGUCAUGCGCGUGCCUCUCCUGCAGCACUUUCUUAUUCCGCUGCUCAGGAGGGCUCUGCUCGCGGUGGCGUUGUGCAUCAGCAUGAUGUCACCCAGAGUCCCUUCUAUGGCGGGGAGCGUCAGACGAGGUCAGCGUACCAGCAAAGACAAGGGCUGCACGAAACUGAGAGUUCUUUUGGCAGCAGUGUACAAAGAGGCAAUGCUGCAGCUGGACUCGGUCAUGCAGCGGAGCAGUCGCAGACGGGGGGUUCCAGAUCGCCUCUACUGGCUACCCCUGCCAGGAAGAUUAUUUUUUCCGACAACCAGGGGGCUGAUUCUACCGAGCGUGCCCUGCUGAUGACACCCUCCCUCGGUGACGGUCUUCUUUUCAGUCCCCCCCGAGACAGAGGCCUGCUCGCAAGCGCCCCUCCGAGCCAGCGCAUCGAGCCGUCGGCACCCCCUUUACUGCAGCGGCCGGUGGACCUGUUCGAAGAGAUCGAGCGGAGCUUUGGCAUGCAGACUAGACUCUUUGACACCGCCUUUGGUCCCAACAGCCAGCCGCAAACCCCUAACGUCAAAACCCCGGCAUUCAAGGCGCAAACCCUCAAAACCCCGGCUGCAAAGCGCCCCCCGCUGCACGCCGCACCGUCUCCCGCCCUCCUCCCCACCCCGGGGAAGUUAGCUUUCUUGACACCAGCAAAGCAGGUCCAGGACGCGGCGGCCGCCGCUUGGGCGAUGGUGUCAGGCACCCCAGGGAUCCUCUCUUCCCCUGCCCAUUUCGGAACCAAUCAGAAGGCGCCAGCUGUCAACUCGUCUCCAGCCCGGGCCCCUUAUCCUGAGCAUUGGAGGCCUGAGGAGAUCAGCCAGGGCGUGAAGCGGGGCGAGCUGUUCAAGGCGGUGCUUCGAGUCAAUGCGUUCCGGCGCAUGGAGGCGUACGUAACAAUCGAGGGCAUCGGGACGGACGUGCUGAUUGAUGGCCUGAUUGCUCAGAACCGCGCGAUUGAGGGCGACACCGUGUACAUAAAGGUCGACCCCCCCUCCAAGUGGCCCCUCCUCAAGGGCGCCAAACCCGACGAGACCCCCUCCGAGGCCAGUUCCGUGAGCGGCCUCUCUUCCGUGCUGGAAAAGCUGAACCUGGGAACAACUAGAGGCGGGAUGUUUGGGCUGGAAGACAGCGGCGAGGACGAGAGCGACCGGGGGAGCCUCGGCGUGGGAAGCCUGGGCACCGAAAGCUCUUUUGCUGAGAGCUUGGGUAGCAGGAUUGCUGGUAACUUUGCCGGCAGGACCAAGGGGGACUAUACGAACGGCCAUGGGGGGGUGAAUGGAUCAGAGGGGCCGGACGAAGUGCAGAAAGAGCUGGACGAUCUGUUGCGGCAGCUGCGGGGGGCUGGCGGCGAGCAUGGACGGGGCGGGGGCAGCGUCGGGAGCAUGGAAACCGAGGACGGCAGUGCGGUUGGCAGUCUGGAGGGACGGAGUGCGAGGGCGCGUCUUGCGGUUGCUGAGUCUGAGGAGGGGGGUGAUCGGGAUACUUGCAACGACACCGAGAGUUUGUCCGAGGGCGAUCUGUACAGCAGUAGGGGCAGCGAAGCGGGAACGGAAGAGGAGCGCCGGCAGAGCCCCUCGGAGAAGGCGGUCGAGAAACUAGCGGCGGAGCUAAAAGGGGCGCCGAAUCGGCGGCCCACCGGCUUCGUCGUUGGGAUCGCGGAGUUCUCGUCCAGACGAGAGGCGCUCGUCGGUUACCUCCAGAUCCCCACCAAACCCUCCAAACCCUGCACGCCGGCCAAGCCCUCGCCUGACACGCCCGUGAAGGGACUCUUCCAGGAUAGCGGUAACGACUCCCCGACCUUUACCGCCUUCACGAGCCCGUCGAUCACGCUGAUGCCGGCGGACCCGCGCAUGCCGAAGAUGACGGUGUGGGUGGACGGGUUACCGGACGGGUUGAAGGAGCGGGUUAGGGAGGGCGACCCGACCGUCAACACGACCCUGGUCGCGGCACGCCUCGACUGCUGGAAGGCCCAGCACUACCAGCCCCUCGCGGUGGUCCGUCAAAGCCUCGGCCAGGCCGGAGAGAUUGAGACCGAAACUGCAGCCAUCAUGUUCAUGUACAAGAUCCACGGGCCCGACUUUCCCCCCGAAGCGCUUGAGUGCCUCCCUCCGACUCCGUGGGGGAUCCCUCCGGACGAGCUGGCGCGCAGACGGGACCUGAGGGGCGAGCGCAUCUUUACAAUUGACCCCCCUACCGCGCGGGACUUGGACGAUGCGGUUUCGGUCAAGAGGCUGGGCAACGGGAACAUCGAGAUUGGGGUGCACAUCGCGGACGUGUCGUUUUUCGUGAGGCCGGGGACCGAACUCGACAAGGAGGCCCGCCGGCGAUCCACGUCCGUGUACCUCAUCCAGCGCGUGCUGCCCAUGCUUCCCCCGCUCCUAUGCGAGCAGCUCUGCAGCCUCAACCCGGGGGUCGACCGCCUAGCCUUCUCCGUUAUCUGGGAGCUGACCCCCGGGGGUGAGAUUGUUCGUCAGUGGAUGGGCCGGACCGUGAUCGCUUCGUGCUGCAAGCUCGCGUACGGGCACGCGCAGGCAAUGAUUGAAGACCGGUUCGACCCGGAAAACUUCGUCCCGGGGCCGCAGACCGGCCCCAAGCCGCCGGCGCUGCACGGGAACCACGCGUGGGCUGACGUCAUCGCGGACGUCAUCGCGCUGAACGACCUCGCGCGCUCGCUGCGGCGCGCGCGGUUCGAGUCAGGCGCGCUCCGGCUGGACAACACGAAGGUGGUGUUCAAACUAGACGCGGACGGAAACCCGGACGGCGUGGCGGUCUACGAGUCGCUGGAAGCGAACCGGCUGAUCGAGGAAUUUAUGCUCCUCGCGAACCGCAGCGUGGCCGGGGCGAUCUCCCGGGCGUUCCCCGAGGCAGCGCUCCUGCGGCGGCACCCCCCUCCCAACGAGCGAAAGCUCGAGGAGCUAGCGAAGCUCUGCGAAGCGCACGGGUUCGAUAUCAACCUCAGCAGCGCUGGCGCGCUGCACGCGAGCCUGGAGGAGAUCCGUGCCGCGACCGCGCACGACGCCGCGAUCGCUGACGUCAUCCGGCUGAGCGCGACCAAGCCGAUGAACCUGGCCAAGUACUUUUGCACGGGGGAGCUCCUGGGGGCGCCCGAGGACUGGGGGCACUACGCAUUAGCGACCCCCCUGUACACCCACUUCACUUCCCCGAUCCGGCGCUACCCCGAUCUAGUCGUUCACCGCACCCUUGCGGCGGCGCUCGAGGCCGAGAGCAACCUCUGCGAACUGCAGGGAGUAAGUUCAGGUCUAGCGAGUCUGGACGGCGGCGAUUCGCAGCCGUUCACGGGACCGGUGACCGGGGACGUCAAGGAGGCGCUGCUGACGUGGCACGGGGCGCUUUGGGACGACGAGAAGGGCGACCGCGGCGUGGAGAAGCGGGCGGUGGCGGUCGCCGGGAAGGCACACGGGGUGCCGGAGAAAGCGGAGCUGCAGGGGGUGGCGACCUACUGCAACGAGCGGAAGCUGGCGAGCAAGCAGGCGCAGGAGGCGAGCGACAAGGUGUUCCUGUGCGUGCUGCUCAAGCGGCGCGGGGGCAUGGUGUCGGACGCGCGUGUGGUGUCGCUCGGGCCCAAGUGGGCGACCGUGUAUGUCACGCGGUUCGGCCUCGAGCGGCGGAUCUACUUCGAGGACCUGCAGGGCGCGCAGGCGGAGUUCUUCGAGUCGACGCGGACGGUCGUGAUCGGCGAGGCGCGCGAGAGCGGGCGGAGCGCGAAGAAGGUGGCGCGCAAGGCGGCCGUGGUGGAGGAGUACGGGGAUGCGCUCGCGGAGGACGCGGCCGCGGUCGGGGUCGAGGCGGCGGUGCUGCCGAUGACGCUCCGGAUGCUGUCGUCGGUGCCGGUCGUGUGCUAUGCGAUCACGGGGAACAACCGGCCGAUGGACAUUGGGGUACGGCUGUACUUGUGAGAGAUGCCGCGAUCCAGUUGAGUGGUUGUAGCCUUCUAGGAGGUGUAGCGUAACGAAGGUGAUUCAAUUGACUUGCUGGUCAGAAGGUGAUAAAGGUAGCGAAGCAUUCAGUUGGGUGCUCGACUCAGGUGCUUAAUUCUGUUGGGAGGUGCAUUUCAUGGUGUACUUCGUCCUGCAGCUGGGGGUCACUAGCAGAGCUUUGAGAGCUUUGACGCUGUACUCGGGCUGGCUUAAAGUACGUCGGUUUUUAAUCAUCCACGGCACCUUCUUAAUUGCGGCGGCUGACACCGUUACCUGACUGUGCGUGGAUCAGCACGAUAUACCGAUUUCCUUCAGUUGACACGAAUGGAAGCGUCGUACGUUCGUAUGUUUGUGCGGUCAGUUUCGAAUGUAGCCUGG
Klebsormidium nitens is the source of this 5028-nucleotide messenger RNA. Lineage: Eukaryota; Viridiplantae; Streptophyta; Klebsormidiophyceae; Klebsormidiales; Klebsormidiaceae. The record is from the annotation of a GenBank genome assembly.